This is a messenger RNA of Musa acuminata AAA Group (dessert banana), 887 nucleotides long. RefSeq names its product glycine-rich protein 2. The record is from RefSeq and is a predicted model, not a curated record. Lineage: Eukaryota; Viridiplantae; Streptophyta; Magnoliopsida; Zingiberales; Musaceae. Gene Ontology annotation, molecular function: zinc ion binding; nucleic acid binding. Bases 61 to 726 code for a protein of 221 amino acids. The transcript has a single exon.
CGAAGGGAAAACGUGACGCUUCCUUUCUACUGUGUUAGGGUUAGGGUUCCUCUGGUUCGGAUGGCGCAGGCGGAUGGGCGAUCGAGGGGCACGGUUAAGUGGUUCAACAGCACCAAGGGGUUCGGCUUCAUCUCGCCGGACGACGGCGGGGAGGACGUCUUCGUCCACCAGUCGUCCAUCAAGGCAGAGGGCUUUCGUACCCUCGCCGAGGGGGAGGUCGUCGAGUUCUUGAUCACCGAGGGCGAUGACGGCCGCGCCAAGGCCGUCGACGUCACCGGGCCCGACGGAUCCAACGUCCAGGGCGGCGGCGGUGGCGGCCGAAGGGACGGGUAUGGCGGCGGACGCGGCAGCGGCGCGCGCGGCGGGGUGUAUGGUGGAGGAUACGGGUUUAAUGGUGGAGGAUGGGGAGGUGGAUGGAGGGGAAGGGGUGGCGGUGGGUUCGGUGGCGGUGGAGCUUGCUAUAAUUGCGGUGAGUCUGGGCAUAUUGCUAAGGAUUGCUACCAGGGAGGAAGCGGCGGCGGCGGCGGGGGCGGUGGCGGUGGCGGCGGUGUUUGCUUUAGCUGUGGUGAGAUGGGUCAUCUCGCUAGGGAUUGCUACCAGGCUAGCGGAGGCGGGGGCGGGGGCGGAGGAGUCAGGUAUGGCGGGGGUGGCAGUGGUACCGACCGAUCCUGUUUUAAUUGUGGCGAGAUGGGGCACUUCGCCCGGGAAUGCCCUGCCAAGAACUGAGGGUUAAUUGCUUGCAAGUUGUGUUCUUUUCUUUUUUGACCACCUUUUAUUGAUAGUUUUAGAUUAUACGCCGGGCUCGUGUCUUUCCAUCUUUUUCAUCUCUCUACAUGGAUGUGUUUUGUUAUAUUUGCUGUGGUUUAAUUUUGAUGGAUUGUGGCUUA